This is a messenger RNA of Microplitis mediator, 715 nucleotides long. It is a transcript of the gene mRpL14, whose product is annotated as 39S ribosomal protein L14, mitochondrial. NCBI's taxonomy places the organism in Eukaryota, Metazoa, Arthropoda, Insecta, Hymenoptera, Braconidae. The coding region runs from base 184 to 618 and encodes 144 amino acids. The transcript is spliced from 3 exons. Gene Ontology annotation, molecular function: structural constituent of ribosome. Gene Ontology annotation, biological process: translation. Gene Ontology annotation, cellular component: mitochondrion; ribosome. The record is from RefSeq and is a predicted model, not a curated record.
AUUUCCAUCUGCGCACAUGAAAAAUUUUUUUUUUUUUCAAAGAAAGCACCCAUUAAUAACCUCGUGUACUCCAAAGUCGGUUUCAAUUGUUAUUAAAAUUAAUUAUUUAUGACCAUUAAUGAGGCAUUAAAAAUUAUUGAAUAGAUGAAUUUGUUGUAAACUUUUACAAGUCAAUUAUAAACAAUGGCAUUACGUGGGUUGACAUUUACCCGUAAUAUUCAUAUGACAGCAGUAAAUAAUGAAAUACGUAAAUUAACACGAUUAAGAGUUGUAGACAACAGUGAAAUCGGUAAGAGAGCUAUGCUUGAAGGUAAACCACCAAAAUGUAUACAUAUUUACAAUAAAAAAGGCGUUGGAUUUAUAGGUGAUCGUGUCUUGGUAGCAAUUAGAGGUGAAAUGAAGAAAGGAAUUCUAGUUGGAUUGAGACAGAUACAAAAUCCAAAAGUGCCUAAAUUUGAUAGUAAUAACAUAGUGUUGAUUGAUGAUAAUGGAACCCCACUUGGUACACGCAUUCAUGUACCAAUACCACAUAUUUUAAGAACAAUUCUUAAACAAAAAACUCAUUCGAAAGGAGCUGACUACACUAAAUUAAUAGCCAUUGCAUCGCGAUUUGUGUAGAGAUAAACAAAUUAUUCAAAGACUUACAAUUAAUCGUUAAAAAAAAUUUGUACUCUUCUGUUUACUAGGAUAUUAAAUGUAAAAAUGAAAUGAUCCA